Mugil cephalus (flathead mullet) is the source of this 1035-nucleotide messenger RNA. RefSeq names its product coenzyme Q7 homolog, ubiquinone (yeast) (gene coq7). Gene Ontology annotation, molecular function: 3-demethoxyubiquinol 3-hydroxylase activity. The record is from RefSeq and is a predicted model, not a curated record. NCBI's taxonomy places the organism in Eukaryota, Metazoa, Chordata, Actinopteri, Mugiliformes, Mugilidae. Gene Ontology annotation, cellular component: mitochondrial inner membrane; nucleus. Gene Ontology annotation, biological process: regulation of gene expression; determination of adult lifespan; ubiquinone biosynthetic process. The transcript has 6 exons. The coding region runs from base 122 to 787 and encodes 221 amino acids.
CGCGAUCGCGUCAUAUGUGUGCGCCACGUCCACCUUCUGACGAUCAAUGUCAGCUGUGGCUGGCACACAUUUUCUUUGUAUCUUAAAUAAAAUAGUUAGCUAAACCUUUAAAAGAAGCACAAUGCAGCGAACUGCAUAUAGAGCUUUUCCUGCGUGGCCUCAUGUCAUCGGCUCAGCGACGGUGCGCCGGUGUUUAAAAUGCAGAGUCCCCCUGCAGCACAGCUCUCGAGCUCACAGUGUGGUACCGCCCCCACGCGACAGCGAGGAGAAGGAGAUGCUGCACCGGAUCCUGCGCGUGGACCAUGCGGGCGAAUAUGGAGCCAACCGCAUCUACGCCGGCCAGAUGGCGGUGUUGGGCCGGUCUAGGACUGGACCUCUCAUCCAGGAAAUGUGGGAUCAAGAAAAGAAACACCUCAAGAAAUUCAAUGAAAUUCUGGCGGAGAACAGAGUCCGGCCCACGGCGCUGUUACCACUCUGGAACGUUGCUGGGUUUGUAUUAGGGGCAUCCUCUGCACUGCUGGGAAAAGAGGGGGCCAUGGCCUGCACUGUGGCCGUGGAGGAGAGUAUCGCAGAGCACUACAACAGCCAGAUAAGAGCUCUGAUGGAGAGGGACCCAGAUCGAUACACUGAACUGUUACAAGUGAUAAAGGAAUUUAGAGAUGACGAGAUGGACCAUCAUGACACGGGACUGGAGCAUGAUGCAGAAUCAGUACCUGGCUACUGGCUACUAAAAAAUGCAAUACAGCUAGGCUGCAAAGCUGCGAUCUAUGUCUCUCAACGUGUCUAAGUAUCAACGUAAAAAAGUGAAGUUAUCACGAUAAUUGAACUAUUUUUUUUGUAAAUUUGACUUGUGUUCAAAUCCCGCUCCUUUGUAAAUCCAGCACCUUAUGAUGCCACAAAAUGUUGUACACAAACAUUUACUGUUGUUUGUCUAAAUUGACUUAAUUCUGGCUGCUUUUUCUAGUGUAUGUAAUAGAUGCACUCCGUUACAUAGGUGGUGGUGACCUUUGCAGAAAUAAAUGGCUGACAUCCAUA